Molecule: messenger RNA, 1404 nt
Organism: Kwoniella botswanensis
Lineage: Eukaryota; Fungi; Basidiomycota; Tremellomycetes; Tremellales; Cryptococcaceae
Exons: 13
Coding region: 1-1404 (467 amino acids)
Biological process (GO): transmembrane transport
Cellular component (GO): membrane
Molecular function (GO): transmembrane transporter activity
Source: RefSeq, a predicted model, not a curated record
AUGGGAAACGAUGAUCUUACAAAGUAUGGUAUCGAUUCGGUCCAAGUGUCGACAUUCCCAGGAUCUAAAGCGCGAAUGGAAACACUCCCAAGGGACAUCAAGGAUAUGAACGACUCAGAAAUCGAAAAAGAUUCAAGCCAGGUCGUCGGCAUAGAUCUUGUUAAUAAUCAGGUUGAUGUUCCAGAGGAGACAGUGGCAUUUCCCGAUGGAGGAUUGAGGGCUUGGUUAUGCGUUGCUGGAGGGAUAGCAGGCAUGUUCUGUGGAUAUGGACUGGCUCCUUCGGCUGGUGCUUUUCAAACAUGGUAUAAAAACAAUUAUCUAUCCGACUAUACACAGAGCCAAGUAGCUUGGAUAGGAGGAAUCCAAGCCUUCGUUACAUUCGGUCUAUCAAUCGUUACCGGAUCUAUAUUCGAUCUAUACGGACAUAAACACCUAAUGGUCUCUGGAACAUUCCUGCUGACCUUGGGAUACUGUCUUUUGAGCUUGUCAAGGAAAUAUUAUCAGAUAUUCUUAUGUCAUACUACCCUUAUAGCGAUAGGUAUGAAUUUCAUGCUUAUCGCUUCCUUGGGCGUUGUGGGACAUUGGUUUUCGAAAAGACGAGGAUUGGCCUUUGGAACGAUUUCUACAGGAGCAUCGAUAGGAGCGAUAGUUUGGCCAUUGAUAUGGGCGAAUGCCCCUCAGAAGAUCGGUUUUGGAUGGACCAUGCGACUCAUAGCUCUCAUAUGCUUGAUCAUCGGUAUCACUGCGUUCUUCUUACUGAAAACGAGAUUACCACCUAAACCACCUGGUCCAUUCUUUCGAUUCGAGGCUUUCAGGAGUCUACCCUAUUGUUUAUUGGGUUUGUCUGCUUUUACCUGGGCAUUCGGCUUCUUCUUUUGGAAUGUGUUUAUAGGGACUUAUGGGAACUUGAGAGGAUGGAACGAUAUUGGACCGUAUUUCUUGAUAUUCACAAUGGUGGGAUCUACCUUGUUUCGCAUACCGUCAGGCUUCAUAGCCGAUCGUAUAGGUUGUUACAACAUCACUAUAAUAUCCAAUAUCAUCAUGACCCUCCUACUGUGGCUAUUACUCGUAUCAAAGACUAUCGCAUCGACAAUCGUGAUUAGUGUAUUGUUCGGCAUGAGCAGUGCGACGUUCGUAAGUCUACAGGCACCUUGUGUAAGUAGGUUAUGUAAGGAUAUGAGAUUUGCAGGUACAUAUGUAGGUAUGAACAUGUUUAUAACAUCAUUGGCUCAAAUAGUCGGACCACCUUCAUCAGGUGCAUUAUUGGGAACGGGAUCGAAACAAGAACAACUUGAUAGAUUCCCACAUGCGACUAUUUUGGCAGGUACGAUGUUAACUCUAUCGACUAUCGCUUUGAUAGGUGCUAGGUUAUGUCAGAAUAAGAGGUUAUUAGCUUUUGUAUGA